Molecule: messenger RNA, 417 nt
Organism: Lathyrus sativus (Indian pea)
Lineage: Eukaryota; Viridiplantae; Streptophyta; Magnoliopsida; Fabales; Fabaceae
Source: the annotation of a GenBank genome assembly
AUGUCAGCUCGUAACAAAAAGAUGAAUAUAAUUCAUAUCGAUACAGAGGAAGGUAGAGUGGAGGGUGUUCUUGAGGUAAAAGGUUGCAUCAAGAGGUACUUCGAAAAGAGUUAUAAGGAAGAUAUAGAUGCUCAUAUGGUGUUAACGGGUAUUGAUUUCAAAGACUUGUUAGUUGAAGAUAAUGUUAUGUUGGAAAAGUCUUUCUCUCUUGAAGAAUUGAAGGAUGCUAUUUGGGAUUGUGAUGGGGACAAAACACCGGGUCCCAAUGGUUUUUCUUUAGAGUUUUUCAAGAAGGGGUGGGAUUUUUUGAACGAGGAUCUUAUGAAUUUUCUCAAUGAGUUCUACAUUUCAGGUAAACUUCUUAAAGCUUUGACGGGUUCGUUCCUUGCUCUUUUUCCUAAGGUGGAGAUUCCCUAA